Molecule: messenger RNA, 292 nt
Organism: Acanthoscelides obtectus
Lineage: Eukaryota; Metazoa; Arthropoda; Insecta; Coleoptera; Chrysomelidae
Source: the annotation of a GenBank genome assembly
AAGGCCUAAGCACCCAUUGGGUACCGUGGGGCUAUAGGGGGAUACGCGGACUCUGGCGAGGGAACAGGUGUGCAUGCAACAUGCACACAUUCUGGCUCCGCCUACGAGAACCGCCGGGUGGUACCUCCGCGUUCGACAGUCAAAGACAGUCUACCACCUACGGACAAUCACAACAUCCAUAGCCAAGACAAAAAUUUCUCCUCGGACGGGACUCGAACCCGCACAGCGCACGGCGACUGAUCAGGAGACCGAAGAGUCUACUACUGCGGCCACCGCUGCUGCCUAAAAGAUG